Messenger RNA from Penicillium nucicola, 1707 nucleotides. RefSeq lists its product as uncharacterized. Gene Ontology annotation, cellular component: membrane. NCBI's taxonomy places the organism in Eukaryota, Fungi, Ascomycota, Eurotiomycetes, Eurotiales, Aspergillaceae. Gene Ontology annotation, molecular function: transmembrane transporter activity. The transcript has 5 exons. Gene Ontology annotation, biological process: transmembrane transport. The record is from RefSeq and is a predicted model, not a curated record. The coding region runs from base 1 to 1707 and encodes 568 amino acids.
AUGGGUCUCAAAAAAUUUAACCCGUUCAAAAAGGACCGCCAGAACUUUCCGGGGGUCGUGAUCCCGUUGGCUGGUGCCCCUGUGCAUAGCUCUAACCUCACCCAGAAGGACGACAAGGAAACCAAGAGCUUGGACCUCACGUCUUCUAUGGAGAAUGGCAGUGCCAGCUCUCAAACUGGCUCGACAUUGACGCUGGAAGCACUUCGCGCAGAAAUCGAGUCUGAGGUUGCUACUGCGACUCAUGACUCAGCCUAUGACCGCAAGGCGAAGGUGAUUAAUAGAGCUUUGCAGGAUAUUGGCAUGGGCCGGUAUCAGUGGCAGCUGUUCUUCCUUUGCGGUUUCGGUUGGACUGCGGACAACCUAUGGCUCCAGGGAGUCGCCCUUACUCUGACACCCAUUUCUUACGAAUUUGGGCUCUCAAGUACAUGGGUGCGUUUUACGACCUGUGCUUUGUUCUUGGGUCUCUGCAUCGGUGCCUCGUUUUGGGGUAUUGCCUCUGAUAUUAUUGGCCGUCGUCUUGCUUUCAACACUACCCUCUUCCUGGCUGGUGCUUUUGGCCUAGCUGCGGGUGGAGGUCCUAAUUGGAUCGGAACAUCUGCUCUUUUCGCUUGUCUUGGUCUUGGUGUGGGUGGAAACCUGCCUGUCGACGGUGCUCUCUUCCUAGAGUUCUUGCCCUCCGUCUCCGGUAACAUGUUGACCAUGUUGAGUGUCUGGUGGCCUGUCGGCCAGCUGAUCGGCAGUCUGCUUGCCUGGGCAUAUAUCCCAAACUUCAGCUGCACAGGCUAUGAGGGCUGCACCAAGGAGAAGAAUAUGGGAUGGCGCUACCUAGUGCUCACUCUGGGUGCCAUCACCUUUGUCAUGUUCAUUCUACGGUUCUUCUUCUUCCAUCUGUACGAGUCACCCAAGUUCCUGCUCUCCCGCGGUCGUCAGGAAGAAGCCGUCGCCUCCGUCCACGGUAUUGCCUAUAAAAACGGCACCCAAACCUGGUUGACCAACGAGAUCCUCAACGAGAUUGGUGGCUACGCCGAGACCCAGGAAGAGAAGACCAAGUUAAGCUAUGGCCAAAUUAUUCGCCGGUUCUUCUCCAAGUUCUCAAUGGAGCGCAUUGGACCCCUCUUCGCCAACAAGCGUAUGGGCUUCAACACCGCCCUUCUCUGGUUCUGCUGGGCCACCAUUGGCAUGGGAUACCCCCUCUUCAACGCCUUCCUGCCCCAGUAUCUCGCCACAUCUGGCGGCGAAGUCAACUCCAACUACAUCACCUACCGCAACUAUGCUAUCACCUCCAUUGUCGGUCUUCCCGGCUCAAUCCUGGCCUGCUGGACUGUCGAUAUCAAGUAUAUUGGUCGCAAGGGUACAAUGGCAAUUGCCACUCUUAUCACUGGCGUCCUACUAUUCUGCUUCACUGCCUCCACCAGCUCCAAUAUCCAACUCCUGUGCACUUGUCUCGAGGCGUUCUUCCAGAACAUCAUGUACGGCGUCCUGUAUGCUUACACACCGGAGACUUUCCCUGCUCCCAACCGUGGUACCGGCACUGGUAUUUCCAGCUGCCUAAACCGUAUUGCUGGUCUCUGUGCUCCACUUGUGGCUAUCUACGCCGGCAGCUCGAACCCAAACGCGCCCAUCUAUGCUUCUGGUGCUUUGAUCUUGGCUUCUUUCGUUGCUAUGUGCCUCCUUCCCAUCGAGACUCGGGGCAAGCAGACACUAUGA